This is a messenger RNA of Zingiber officinale, 5169 nucleotides long. RefSeq lists its product as uncharacterized. Gene Ontology annotation, biological process: DNA integration. The record is from RefSeq and is a predicted model, not a curated record. Gene Ontology annotation, molecular function: nucleic acid binding. Lineage: Eukaryota; Viridiplantae; Streptophyta; Magnoliopsida; Zingiberales; Zingiberaceae. Bases 1 to 5169 code for a protein of 1722 amino acids. The transcript is spliced from 3 exons.
AUGAACGAUCUGGUUGCUGAAUACCAGCAAUAUCAGGAUGCAGUAGCUGAGGAAGAAUACGAGGAGGAAGAAGAGGAGGAGGAGAUUGCGAGUAGAGCACAGUUUAUGACCAGAAAGAACAAUCAAGAUUUGGUCCAGUUUGAUCCAGAAAUUGAAAGAAGUUUUCAUAUACGACACAGAGCUCAGAGAGGACAGUCUUCUACUUCUAAUUCUAUGUCUGUAGAUCCUUCAAGCAGAAUGGUGCUUGGUCAUGGCAGUACACUGAGGGAAUUGGCAGCUCCUUAUGGUUCACAUCAACCUCUUUGCAUUGAGUAUCCUGAAUUAGAAGUUGAUUUUGAGUUAAGAUCAGGGAUUAUACAUUUGUUGCCUAAAUUCCAUGGACAUUCAGGUGAGGAUCCAAAUCGACACCUGCAGGAAUUCCAUGUGGUAUGCUCUACAAUGAAACCUCAGGGGAUUUCGGAGGAGGAUAUCAAACUAAGAGCAUUUCCAUUUUCUUUGGCUGAUGCAGCUAAAGAUUGGUUAUUCUAUUUGCCUUCAGGAACUAUUACUUGUUGGAGUGAUAUGAGGAGGGUAUUUCUGGAUAAAUUUUUUCCUGCUUCUAGAACAGCAUCAAUUAGAAAAAGCAUUUGUGGAAUUCAGCAAGCUACUGGUGAAACACUUCAUGAAAAUUGGGAGAGGUUUAAAAGGUUAUGUGCAAGUUGUCCACAACAUCAAAUAAGUGAUCAAUUGUUAAUUCAGUAUUUUUAUGAAGGGUUAUUACUUAUGGAUAGGAGCAUGAUAGAUGCUGCUAGUGGAGGAGCUUUAGUGAAUAAGACGCCUAAUGAUGCUAGAGAUUUGAUAGAAACUAUGGCAGCAAAUUACCAGCAAUUUGGUACAAGACCUAUGGUAGCAAGGGGUGUUCAUGAAGCCCAGAUUUUACAACCAGGACAGAGUAGAAUUGAGAGUAGAUUAGAGGAAAUGUUGAAUAGAAUUGAGUUGGCAGCAGCUCAGAUGACAGUGAAUCAGCAAGUUCAACAUCAAGCUGUGGAGCCUGUGCAUGCAAUGAAAAUAUGUGGAUUCUGUGCCAGUAGUUGGCAUUCAACAGAUACUUGUCCCAGUUUGCAACCAGAUGGAUGCAAUUCAAUAGUUGAGCAAUCUGUAGCAGUAGCUAGCGUCUUCCCUAAUCGUCCACAAUAUCAGCAAGGCAAUCAACAAGUGAAGUAUGAUCCUAUGUCACCUACUUAUAAUCCAGGAUGGAAGGAUCAUCCAAAUCUGAGGUAUGGAAAUAUUUCAGCUGCUCAGCAGCCUUUUCCACAACAGAUUCAGAAUAACAAUUUUUCAAGCAAUCCGAGACCACCAGGGUUUUACAGUAGCACAAUUCCGAACAGAAUACAACCAUUUCAACAGUUUCAACAACAUGUUCCACCAUUUCAGCAGCCAAGGAAAUCUUUCCCUACAACUCAAAUUGAUUUUUCAGUACAAGAUAUGAAGGAGAUUAUGCAGCAAAUGAUGCUCCAUCAACAACAACUUUCACUGCAAUGUACACAUUCAAUUCAGCAACAACAGCGGACUGAUGCAGCAUUGCAAAAUAUUGAAAGACAAGUAAGUCAACUAGUUUCUGCACAGGGACAAACUCAAUUACAGACCCCAAGCCAGUUGCCUUCCCAAACCAUUCCAAACCCAAGAGGAAAUGUGAGUGCUAUCACUCUACGGAAUGGAAAAAGUGUUUCUGAGAAUAAACAGGAGGGCUUAGCUGAGCAUUUAAGAGAUUUGGAUGCAGAUUUGCAGAUUAAAUUUGGUUCUAUUCCUAAAUCUGUUGCUGUGCAGCUUCCAUCGUUAGAACAGGAGCAGACAGAGAUUCAGUUACCAUUUCCUCAAAGGUUGGUAAAACCUGGAAAGGGUAAGGUUAUUGAAAAGUCUAGAGAAUUUCAAGAGAUGAUGGAAAUUUUUAGUAGAGUAGAAGUAAACAUCCCUCUACUGAAAGCAAUCAAACACAUUCCAAAGUACGCAAAAUUUCUGAAGGAUCUAUGUGUUAAUAAGAAGAAGCUUAAGGGUGAUGAGCUGGUUAGUGCAGGGGAAAGUGUUUCUGCAUUAUUUCAGGCUAUGCCACAAAAAUGCAGGGAUCCGGGAGUUUUUACUAUUCCGUGUAAAAUUGGAGAAAACUGUUUUGAAGAUGCUAUGGUGGAUCUUGGGGCAUCCAUUAAUGUAAUGCCGAAAGCAGUGUUUCAGGCUCUUGGAAUUGGUCCUCUUCAGCCAACAGGAGUUGUGAUCCAAUUGACAAAUCGAAGUUUUGCUCAUCCAGUAGGAGUGAUUGAAGAUGUGCUGGUUAAGGUUAAGGAAUUGAUUUUUCCUGCAGAUUUUUAUGUUUUAGAUAUGGAAGGUGAUGCAUUAUCAAGUCAUGUGCCAAUUAUUUUGGGAAGACCAUUUUUGAAGACAACAAAGACUAAAAUUGAUGUUCAUGCUGGAACUUUGUCAAUGGAAUUUGGUGGAACUGUAGUGCAGUAUAAUAUUUUGGAUGCUAUGAAAUAUCCAGUAGAGGAUCAUUCUUUGUUAAGUAUAGAUUUGUUUGAUGAAUUAGAAGACAGGUUAGAUGGUUACUUACUGGAAUGUGCUGUUCUUUUUAAUGAUUUUGGAGAUGAUCUGAGUACAAAAUGCCGAGAUAGUUUGGAUCGGUGUGUUCCAGAGACAAAGGACUAUGAGGAAGUUUGUGUAGCUGAGGUUGAAUCUGGAAAAACACUUCCUUCUGUUUUGCAGCCACCAAAGCUGGAGUUGAAAGUUCUUCCGAGCCAUUUGAAAUAUGCUUACUUAAGGAAGGAUGAACAACUGCCAGUUAUUAUUUCCAAAGAUCUUGAUGCUGUACAGGAAGAGAAAUUGCUAAGGGUUUUGAGGCACAAUCAGAAGGCGAUUGGGUGGACUCUCGCAGAUUUGACGGGAAUCAGCUCUUCUAUCUGUACACAUAGGAUCUUGUUGGAGGAUGAUGCUAAACCUGUGCGACAGCCACAAAGGAGGCUUAACCCAAUUAUUCUUGAUGUAGUAAAAAAAGAAGUUGUGAAGUUACUGCAAGCUGGGAUUAUCUAUCCUAUUUCGGACAGCAAUUGGGUAAGUCCAGUGCAAGUGGUGCCUAAGAAAUCGGGAAUUACUGUAGUGGCAAAUGAGGGCAAUGAAUUGAUUCCUACAAGGGCACAAAAUAGUAUUGAGGUAGAUCCGGCUAAAAUUAGUGUAAUUACUGCUUUAUCAUAUCCCACAUGUGUGCGGGAAGUUCGUUCUUUUCUUGGGCAUGCAGGUUUUUAUAGAAGAUUUAUCAAAGAUUUUAGUACUAUUGCUUUACCUUUGUCACGAUUGUUGCAGAAGGAUGUGGAGUUUGUGUUUGAUGAAAAAUGCAAAGAAGCUUUUGAUAGACUCAGGGAAGCUCUUAUUUCUUCUCCUAUUAUGUGUGCUCCUGAUUGGUUGCUACCUUUUGAACUUAUGUGUGACGCUUCUAAUUUUGCAGUUGGAGCGGUUCUAGCUCAAAGGGUUAACGGAGCGCCUCAUGUUAUUAGCUAUGCAUCAAAGACAUUGGAUUCUGCUCAAAGCAACUAUACAACAACUGAGAAAGAACUUCUAGCAAUUGUUUUCGCUUUGGACAAAUUUCGGUCUUACCUUCUUUGUUCUCAUGUUAUUGUUUUUUCUGAUCAUGCAGCUCUCAAGUUUCUUCUCAGGAAAAAAGAUGCAAAGCCUCGAUUGAUUCGUUGGAUGCUCCUACUUCAAGAAUUUGAUAUUGAAAUACGAGACAGGAGCGGGAAAGAGAACUUGGUGGCAGACCAUUUGAGUAGGAUUGGAAGUGAAAUGGAAACUAUACCAAUUGUGGAUGCAUUUCCUGAUGAACAACUUUUUCGGCUACAAGGUAGAUUGCCAUGGUAUGCUGAUCUUGUCAAUUAUUUGGUUGCUGGUGUCUUUCCUACGCAUUUUUCAAGAAUUCAAUGUGAUAAACUUAAAAGUGAUGCAAAGUAUUAUGUGUGGGAUGACCCUUACCUUUGGAGAUUUGGUAGUGAUCAGGUUGUAAGGAGAUGUGUAUCUGAUGAUGAAUUUCAGUCUAUACUUUCCUUUUGUCAUUCACUUGCAUGUGGGGGGCAUUUUGGGCCUCAACGUACAGCUAGGAAAGUUUUAGAUUCGGGAUUGUAUUGGCUCACUUUAUUUAGGGAUGCUUUUGAGUUUCAUCGGACUUGUGAGAAUUGUCAAAAGAUGGGAAGUAUAAGUCGUAAACAUGAAAUGCCUCAACAACCUAUUUUGUUUUGUGAAAUUUUUGAUGUAUGGGGUAUUGAUUUUAUGGGUCCUUUACCUAUUUCAUUCGAUUUUGUUUACAUUCUAUUAGCUGUUGAUUAUGUGUCAAAAUGGGUGGAGGCUAUUCCCACCAGGACUGACGAUUCUUCUGUUGUUGUGGACUUUGUUAGGUCUCAUUUAUUUUGCAGAUUUGGAUUGCCUAGAGCUAUUAUCAGUGAUCAAGGUUCUCAUUUUUGUAAUAAGCACAUGAGGGCACUCAUGAGUAAGUAUGGUGUGGUUCAUAGAGUAUCUACUUCUUAUCAUCCACAAACAAAUGGUCAGGCCAAAGUUUCUAAUAGAGAGAUUAAGCAAAUUCUGGAAAAGACAAUAAAACCGGAUAGGAAGGAUUGGAGUAGGAGACUUGAUGAUGCUCUUUGGGCUUACCGAACAGCUUACAAAACACCUAUUGGAAUGUCUCCGUAUCGGAUUGUUUUUGGUAAAGCUUGUCACUUGCCGGUUGAGGUAGAACAUAGAGCGUAUUGGGCUGUGAAAUCUUGUAACAUGAAUCUGGGAGAGGCUGGUGGUGAGAGAAAGUUACAGUUGCAAGAGCUUGAGGAGCUUAGGUUAGAGGCUUAUGAGAGUUCACGGAUUUACAAAGAAAAAACAAAAGCUUUUCAUGAUAAACAGAUAUUGAGAAAGGAAUUCCAUAAGGGAGACAAGGUUUUGCUAUUUAAUUCUAGACUUAAAUUGAUACGGGGUAAGUUGAAGUCUAGGUGGGAGGGACCUUAUUGUGUUACUAAUGUGUUUCCUUAUGGUGUUGUUGAGAUUCAGGAAAUUUCUACUGGGAGAGUUUUCAAGGUGAAUGGACAUCGUCUUAAAGUGUUCUUUGAAGGUGCUGAGGGAGGAUUCAAGGAGAAGUUGCAUUUUGAGGAAGCUGCUUAUCCAACUUGA